AUGGACAGCAGCUACCUCAGCGUGAAGGAGGCCGGGGUCAAAGCGUCCCAGGACAGGGCCAGCACGGACCUCCCCAGCCCCAUGGACAAGGCCGACUCGGAGAGCAACAAGGGCAAAAAGCGGCGGAACCGCACCACCUUCACUAGCUACCAGCUGGAGGAGCUGGAGAAGGUCUUCCAGAAGACCCACUACCCAGACGUCUAUGCCAGGGAGCAGCUAGCCAUGAGGACAGACCUCACCGAGGCUCGCAAGGAGAGCAGUUUGGGAGAGGCUGACUUGCAGCCGAGCUCUGACCCUUCGGGAAUGGACAGCAGCUACCUCAGCGUGAAGGAGGCCGGGGUCAAAGCGUCCCAGGACAGGGCCAGCACGGACCUCCCCAGCCCCAUGGACAAGGCCGACUCGGAGAGCAACAAGGGCAAAAAGCGGCGGAACCGCACCACCUUCACUAGCUACCAGCUGGAGGAGCUGGAGAAGGUCUUCCAGAAGACCCACUACCCAGACGUCUAUGCCAGGGAGCAGCUAGCCAUGAGGACAGACCUCACCGAGGCUCGUGUGCAGGUGUGGUUUCAGAACCGGCGAGCUAAAUGGCGCAAGCGGGAGCGGUUCGGCCAGAUGCAGCAGGUCCGGACCCACUUCUCCACUGCCUACGAGCUGCCCCUGCUCACCCGUGCUGAGAACUACGCCCAGGUGAGCGCAUGCCCCCUCCCUGGUCCGUCUGUCCCAAUGCCUGCUGGACACACCGCCUCUGCUCCCACCCCCCUCUCUUCUUCUGCAAUAUCAUUUAAUGAGUGAGGCUGCAGGAGCCCAGACGGCCGCAUGAGCCACGUGGGACAGACUCACAUGGGUGGCCUCUUCGGCACAGCCGGGAUGAGCCCUGGCCUCAACGGCUACGAGCUGAACAGCGAGCCGGACCGCAAGACCUCCAGCAUCGCUGCCCUGAGGAUGAAAGCAAAGGAGCACAGCGCCGCUAUCUCCUGGGCGACAUGA
Messenger RNA from Egretta garzetta (little egret), 987 nucleotides. It is a transcript of the gene ALX4, whose product is annotated as ALX homeobox 4. The transcript is spliced from 5 exons. Gene Ontology annotation, biological process: regulation of transcription by RNA polymerase II. The record is from RefSeq and is a predicted model, not a curated record. Gene Ontology annotation, molecular function: RNA polymerase II transcription regulatory region sequence-specific DNA binding; DNA-binding transcription activator activity, RNA polymerase II-specific. NCBI's taxonomy places the organism in Eukaryota, Metazoa, Chordata, Aves, Pelecaniformes, Ardeidae.